UUGGUGAGUCAGUGUCAGUGAUGGAGGGAGAUUCUGUCACUCUAAACACUGAUGUUACUGAAAUACGUGAAGACAACAGCAUACUGUGGAAAUUUGGAGCUGGCAAUUCUCACAUAGCUAAAAUCAGUAGAGAGAAACAAAUAUUUUUCAAAUAUGAUGAUGUUCUGGAUGGAAGAUUCAGAGACAGACUGAAGAUGGAUCAUCAAACUGGAUCUCUAACCAUCACAAACAUCACAUCUAAACAUGCUGGACUCUAUAAUCUGGAGAUAACUGGUGCAAAAUGGUCAUCAAAAACAUUCAGUGUUUCUGUCUAUGCUCGUCUUCCUGUUCCUAACAUUACCAGAGACUGUUCAUCUUCAUCAUCAUCAUCAUCAUAUUGUUCAUUGUUGUGUUCAGUGGUGAAUGUGAGUCAUGUGACUCUCUCCUGGUACAAAGGAAACCGUUUAUUGUCCAGCAUCAGUGUGUCUGAUCUCAGCAUCAGUCUCUCUCUACCUCUGGAGGUGGAAUAUCAGGAUAAAAACACCUACAGCUGCGUGCUCAACAAUUCAUUCACUAACCAAACGAGACAUCUCAACAUCAAACAACUCUGUCACACAUGUUCAGGUGUGUUUGGUGAGUCAGUGUCAGUGAUGGAGGGAGAUUCUGAAUCAAAAACAUUCAGUGUUUCUAUCUAUGCUCGUCUGCCUGUUCCUAACAUUACCAGAGACUGUUCAUCAUCAACAUCAUCAUCAUCAUCAUCAUCAUCAUCAUAUUGUUCAUUGUUGUGUUCAGUGUUGAAUGUGAGUCAUGUGACUCUCUCCUGGUACAAAGGAAACAGUUUAUUGUCCAGCAUCAGUGUGUCUGCUCUCAGCAUCAGUCUCUCUCUACCUCUGGAGGUGGAAUAUCAGGAUAAAAACACCUACAGCUGUGUGCUCAACAAUCCCAUCAGCAACCAGACUCAACAUCUGGACAUCAGCAAAUUCUGUCACACAUGUUCAGACUCAGAUUCUUUGACAGUGUUGAUCUCUGUUGCUGGUGCUGGAUCUCUGUUGAUUGUCACUGGAUUUGGGAUCUUCUGCAUCUGCUGGAAAUGUAGAAAAACUGAUGAAGAAGUUCAGAUUUGUGAAGACGUGAUCACUUAUGUCGUUAUGCUACAUGAGCCAACGUUCUACAAAAGAAAUGGACAUACAUUGAAAGUUGAAGAGGAGGAUCAAGUAGUAGAGUAUGUGCCUGUUAGAAUGAGAAGUUGAUCAAACUGAUUUGUUUUAAGUAUGUUUUAAUGUGAUCAAUGUUAAUAGGAACUAAAUGCGAACUUUUGGACAUAUUUGCCCUGUUCAGUUUUUUUUUUUUUUUUGUAUCAUUUUGCCUAUGUUAUUGCCAGCUGCAUAAAUUUUGGCACAGGUGUGUAUUUUUAUUGGAAUUUUACUAUUUCACCCCCAUUUCCUUUAAUAAAUCUAUUUUGCACUAGGUACAAAAAUAGUUCCUCUCAGGACCUUAAAGGGUUACUCCACCC
Molecule: messenger RNA, 1492 nt
Organism: Onychostoma macrolepis
Lineage: Eukaryota; Metazoa; Chordata; Actinopteri; Cypriniformes; Cyprinidae
Exons: 7
Coding region: 21-1229 (402 amino acids)
Source: RefSeq, a predicted model, not a curated record